This is a messenger RNA of Microthlaspi erraticum, 801 nucleotides long. The record is from the annotation of a GenBank genome assembly. Lineage: Eukaryota; Viridiplantae; Streptophyta; Magnoliopsida; Brassicales; Brassicaceae.
AUGUCAUCUCCCGGCGAAUUUUAUAACUCACUUCCACCGAUAACCAAGGCAUAUGGUACUUUGUGCCUCCUGGCUACAGUACUCUCGCAACUGGGUUUAGUUGCUCCUAUUCACAUUGCUUUCAUUCCUGAACUUGUAAUCAAGCAGUUUCAGGUGUGGAGGCUGUUUACAAACUUGUUUUUCCUCGGUGGUUUCUCUAUCAAUUUCGGAAUACGUCUUUUGAUGAUAGCAAGAUAUGGAGUUCAGCUCGAGAAAGGGCCAUUUGAAAGGCGUACGGCAGACUUUUUGUGGAUGAUGAUCUUUGGAUCCUUGACUCUAUCGUUAUUAUCAGCCAUACCAUUUUUCUGGACACCGUUCCUUGGAGUUUCGCUUGUUUUCAUGCUUCUAUAUCUCUGGAGCCGAGAAUUUCCAAACGCCAACAUCAGCCUAUACGGUCUUGUCACUCUUAAGGCUUUUUACCUCCCAUGGGCAAUGUUAGCACUCGAUGUUAUCUUCGGUUCUAAGAUCAUGCCAGAUCUCCUCGGCAUCAUAGCCGGACAUCUAUACUACUUCCUCACAGUCCUCCACCCUCUCGCCACCGGGAAAAACUACCUGAAAACCCCAAAAUGGGUUAAUAAAGUGGUAGCGAGAUGGAGAAUUGGAGCACCAGUAGCAGCGGUUCGACAAGCAGGCGGUGUAGGAGCAGGAGGACCCGGAGCUGGAGGAGGAGUGGGAGGAGGAGGUGCUUAUUCAAGCGCUCGUGCCCCACCGGAGAGCUCAAACACAGCAUUCAGAGGCAGAUCGUAUCGUCUCACCGACUGA